Molecule: messenger RNA, 1205 nt
Organism: Durio zibethinus
Lineage: Eukaryota; Viridiplantae; Streptophyta; Magnoliopsida; Malvales; Malvaceae
Product: reticulon-like protein B3
Biological process (GO): response to bacterium
Source: RefSeq, a predicted model, not a curated record
GGUUAUACUCGUAAGGCUCGUCUCAUCCCAACCCGAACCUAAGCUUCGGAUUCCCAUCCCCCCUCCCCCCAACGCUACAAAUUUAAACGCCUCGGUUUGCGUCACCUACUGUUCUUUCGCUCUGAAAAACCCGAUACCCCUCGUUUUGUUUGAUCCAACGCAGACGUCCAAUGGCGGACCGCGAAGAGACGCUGAGGGAGAUGAUCGCCGAGAAGAUCCACGGCGAUUCCUCAUCCUCUUCCGAUUCCGACGACGACAAGCUCUCUCACGCUGACGUUCUCAAAUCCGAAGUUUAUCGCCUCUUUGGCAGAGAGAAGCCUCUUCACCAAGUCUUAGGCGCUGGAAAACUUGCUGAUGUCCUUCUAUGGAGGAACAAGAAAAUUUCUGGAAGUGUGCUUGGUGGUGCAACAGCAUUGUGGGUUCUCUUUGAAAUGCUUGAAUACCAUUUAAUCACUCUGCUUUGCCAUAUCUUGAUACUCUCUUUAUCAAUGCUUUUCCUGUGGUCCAAUGUCUCUAACUUCAUCGACAAUUCUCCACCAAACAUUCCAGAAGUUGUACUUCCUGAAAAGUGUGUCCUUGAAGUUGCAUCUGCUGUCAGAAUUGAAAUUAACCGAGCUCUAGAUGUUGUGCGAGACAUUGCAUCUGGAAGAGAUUUGAAGACGUUUCUUGGUGUUAUUGCUGGAUUAUGGAUUCUGUCAAUUGUGGGCAAUUGUUGUGACUUCUUGACAUCGUUCUACAUAGUAUUUGUUCUGCUACAUACUGUGCCGGUGUUUUAUGAGAAAUAUGAGGACAAGGUUGAUUCAUUUUCUGAGAAGGCAAUAGUUGAGAUCAAGAAGCAGUAUGCAGUAUUUGAUGAGAAGGUUCUGAGUAAGAUUCCAUUGAAAGAGAAGAAGAAAGAUUAGACGACAUGAAAGUUUCUUUUUUUUUUUUUUUUUCUGAAAUCAAUUAACUAUGGCAUUUUGAUCAUACCCUCUUGAGUCCCAGUUUCUACCUCAUCUUUUAGCUGAACAUUUCCUCAUUGAAUAUGGCAUUUAAUGAUGCUUAGUUUAGAUCACAUGGUUUUGCGUUGUUAAUUUUUUAAUCUAUUAUUGAUGCCCACAUUGAAUUCUUGGCUUUUAGAAUUAUGUUAUUUAACUCGAUCUUUAAAUGUUGUACUGAAUUUAAGAAUUACAAUAACCUUUUCUUUUAAAAAAAGAAUUACAAGA